Molecule: messenger RNA, 306 nt
Organism: Dracunculus medinensis (Guinea worm)
Lineage: Eukaryota; Metazoa; Nematoda; Chromadorea; Rhabditida; Dracunculidae
Source: the annotation of a GenBank genome assembly
AUGGUAAAUAGCGGAAAUGAUGACGAUGAAUGGGAAGAGGUAACAAUGGUUUUGGAAUUAAAUGGUGUAAUAGAUUUGAAUAGAACUGGUGAAUCGAUUAAGAAAGGUGAUUGUUGUAUUCGUAAUGCAUCAUCUUCCACACCAAUUGUGCAAAUUUCGAAUUGUUUAUACGCAUCACAAUGGGUGCCUGAUAUCAAUACUGAUAUGAUAUUUACAAAUACAGGAGAGGGACAGUUAAAAUUUUAUGGCUUAUCAGAUUGUCGUUUAAAAGCUGAAAAAGCUGUUGUUAGCCAUCAAUCAAGUUAA